AUGCUACGGGUAGCUGGGCAUGAUCCCGUUGAGGUUCUAAAGGGUCUUCAAGACAACGAGGAUUUCCAAAUGACCGCAGAUCAAGUCAAGGCUCUCGGUGAGGUCCUUGGCUGGCCCAUUGCUGGUAGCUCAGCUCCUGUGGCCACUGACAAUCGACACUCUCCUCCUAUUGAAGAUGAGGCUGAGGAGCCUGCUCCUCUUCAAUCUAUGGAACCCCUGCCUUCAUUACCUGAAGAGGUUUCAGUUCCCAUAGCCGCUCCUGAGCCAGAGCUCGAAGUUCCUGGGGAGGAAGAGGAGGAAAAGGAUCAGAGUUCUCCUUCCAAACCUUCAGUUGAACCUGCUGAGCCUACAGGUGCCAUGCUCAUCAACGAUGAAGCAGAGGAAGCUAGCACUGGCCACGAUUCAAGUGCUGAUGAGGGAGACAUUGAAGUCCCCAGCAACCUCAGCAAGUGUAGAAUGAAGCACAAGCUGUUCUGGGCUAAAUGCCACGAGAAGGCCAAGCUCCAAAAGAGGGCAACUUGGUAA
Messenger RNA from Marasmius oreades (fairy-ring Marasmius), 525 nucleotides. RefSeq lists its product as uncharacterized. Bases 1 to 525 code for a protein of 174 amino acids. The transcript is spliced from 4 exons. NCBI's taxonomy places the organism in Eukaryota, Fungi, Basidiomycota, Agaricomycetes, Agaricales, Marasmiaceae. The record is from RefSeq and is a predicted model, not a curated record.